Molecule: messenger RNA, 8049 nt
Organism: Bicyclus anynana (squinting bush brown)
Lineage: Eukaryota; Metazoa; Arthropoda; Insecta; Lepidoptera; Nymphalidae
Product: transmembrane channel-like protein 7
Exons: 5
Coding region: 173-2554 (793 amino acids)
Cellular component (GO): plasma membrane
Molecular function (GO): mechanosensitive monoatomic ion channel activity
Source: RefSeq, a predicted model, not a curated record
CCUACUGGAUUAUUUUGGUCUGUCUGCAAGACUCAUUAAAAAAAUGCAUUAGUGAUAAAAGUUCGUGCUCUAUGUUUAUAAUGCUGAACUUUAACCGUGAAAUAAGAUUAAUAUGACUGAAGAUGGAUACCAGAUGAUUAUUCCACAACAUUAGGAUAAAAUGACAUAAACAAUGUCAGGUGGCAACUCCAAGAACAAGGUGCGCUCGAAGCGGCAGGAGGGCUGGGAGGAGGCCGGCGGGGAGUUCUACCAGGAGCUGUACCCCGGCGGCGAGCAGGAGCUGUUCGAGAACCUGCAGAGAGCUGACGCGGCCAAGCUCGCCACGCUGCUGCCUUCCAAACAGGCUAGGAACACGACCACAGUGAAGCGGGUGCGCUCUCAGAAUGAGCGGCGACAGUCAACGUACGCGCGCACCACGCAGAGUCGGGACAUACACCUGUCCAUGCUGCCGGACUUAUCAGAAAACUUAUCGAAUGAAGAACGAACAUGGGAAGAGAUCAUGCAGAUCAAGGCGAUGCCGGUGCCGAUGAACCAAAAGCGAGACAUCAAGGCGAGACUGCAGAACGCCACAAAACUCCGUCUACAGGGCUUAGAACAGUUGCAAUGGCGACAGCGCAAAGUGUGGCACAGAUUCAGCAUACGGUUCACGGAACUGGUGGGAAAGCUGGAGCUGUGGCAGACCUCGCUGCGGGAGAUCGAGGGGAAAUUCGGCACCGGCGUAGUCUCCUACUUUGUCUUCCUGAGAUGGCUGCUGUUCCUCAACCUUGGGAUAUCCACUUUCGUGAUAGUCUUCUUGAUACUGCCCACAGUUUUGCUCGUCGAAGUCGACUACGAAUGCGACGACUUCGCCGAGAACUCCACAAUAUGCUGCUCGCAAGCGUAUUUGAGGCGGAAUCUUACUGAGUUCAAUGUUGUCGUGUCUUUCAUCCAGGGUACAGGUUGGAUGGAGAGGACGAUUUUGUUCUACGGUGUCUACAGUGAUCAAAUGUAUACGUAUUAUAUCAACUCCUUGUGGCGCACGCAAAUGUUCUACAACAUGCCGCUGUCUUAUAUUCUAGUUCCGAUUUCUUGGGCUCUGUUUUCUCUUAUCGCUAUAGUGAAGACCGCUGCAAAGGGGUUCAAGGAGCGUUUAGUCGAAAGCGAAGGACAAUUCUACAAGUAUUGUAACCUUGUGUUUGGUGGGUGGGAUUUCUGUAUACACAACGACAAAUCCUCGAAAAUUAAACACAAGGCUUUGUACAACGAAAUCAAGGGUUGCUUGGAAGAGGAGAGGUUCAAAGAGGAGAAGCAGCUCCGCACCAGAGAGAGUCAGAUCAUGUUGCAUUUAAAACGUUUGCUCAUUCACAUUGUGGUGUUCGUAAUUUUAAUAGCGUCCGGUAUACUUAUCUACGUUAUAUUUAACCAUUCGAUGGACAAAUUGAACGAGGAACAAAAUUCUCAUCUGACCAAUGAAUUUGUUAACGACACGGAAAAAUCUCUGCCUCUGCGCCAGUACAACGAGAGUUCAUACUCGUUUGGACAGUUGCAGAACACGCUGCUAGAGUUUCUACCUUUCAUAACUAUAGUCGUCUUGAAUAUAAUAGUGCCAGAGAUUUUUAGCUAUCUCAUAAAAUUCGAGAACUACAUGCCAGCGAAUACUAUCAUAAUAGCCUUGUUGAGGACCGUUCUCUUGAGGCUGUCGUCUCUAGCGGUACUUUUAAGCCAAAUAUACAUGCAAAUAACGGAUCCCGAUAGGGUUAAAUGCGCAAGUUUUUAUGAGGAGUUCAGGAUGGAAUGUUGGGAGACGUACGUAGGUCAGCAAUUGUACAAGUUAAUAUUAACGGAUUUCGCCUUACAAAUCGUGAUGACUUUCAUAAUUAACUUGCCGAGAGCUUUUAUAGCCAGGCAUUCGAAUAGCAGGUGUCUAAAAAUCAUCGGCACCCAAGACUUCUAUCUCCCCAAACAUGUUCUCGAUAUAGUUUAUAUUCAGACUAUUAUAUGGAUGGGAUCAUUUUUCUGUCCGUUUCUGCCUAUAAUUGGGACAAUCUUUUGUUUUUUGAUAUUCUACGUAAAGAAGUUCACUUGCCUGACAAAUUGUACUCCUUCGCCGAUAGUGUACAAAGCGUCUAAAUCUAAAUCGUUGUUCAUGUCGGUUCUGCUGCUAGGUUUUGUGAUAUCUAUAAUUCCCGUCGCGUAUUCCGUGGCAGAGAUUACACCAUCUUGGAAUUGCGGUCCGUUUCGAGGCUUCGGCACCGUUUGGGAGUUUGUUGUGGACACGUUUGAGGGUUUCCCUUUUGUGGUGCGGGAGAUCGUCUUCCUGUUAGGGACGUCUACUUUCGCGGUGCCGGCUUUCGCUUUCCUGCUAUUCUUUUUAUAUUAUUACUGGGCGGUGGCUGCGGCUAAUCGUCAUAUGGUUGAGGUGCUGAAAAACCAGUUAGUUUUGGAAGGUCACGACAAACAGUUUCUCCUGAAUAGGCUGAGUGCGUUUAUAAGGCAGCAUCAGAAACGGUGCGAGAGGCGGAACAGAGCCAGUUUCGCUGACGACGACUCCUCUGUGCAGCACAGUUCUAGAUAAAAUAGCUGAUUAGUUUAAACUUGUGAUUUUCUCUGGAUUACGUCUAGCUUGAAGUUUAAGGAGUAUUUUUAAAUUGUUUUUACCUUUCCACCUCAAUGAAUUCACAUAUUGUGUUGGUAGAUGGCAUUUUCAGUCACUUGCGGUCUGUGAAUUUGUUUAGGUGUCAAGAAAAAAUAAUUUACUUAUACACAAUAGGAUUUUUUAUGAGAUUGCUUUAUCGGUGGCUUACUACCGUGAAAACCUUAAUAUAAAAGUUAAAAAAUAACCAUAAACUGUAUUUUCGUGUGUAAAUAACUUGCCAUUUAAGAGAUAUAGUUUGGUUCCUCAUUUGUCAUAUUUUAGUCAAUCGUAAUUCUAAGCCAUUAUGUCACAAGAGCGAAACUUACCAAAGAGCUGAUGACGUCAAUUGCAUUUUUUGUGUUGCGUUUAAGUAGAUGGAGAUUUUAUAACUACUAUGUAGAUCUGAGAUGCUCGUCAUAACAUAUUAUCUCGAGACGAGAAAUAGACAAAUGUUAACCAAUAGCGGUGCAAUCGAAAAUCUCUCUUUCAUUGCGUUGGGACGAAAGGGAAGGCGAUAAGGUCGCCUUUUGUACCCCGCUCUUUUUUCAUUAUAUUAUUCUAUAUUGUUUCUUUUGUUUUAUUAUUGUGGUGUAUAAAUCUUAAUAUAUAAAUGCGAAAGGUCAUUCAUCACGAAAUCUCGAGUCCCGCAUAACGUACAAACAUGAAAUUUGGCAGGGAGGCAGUUUGUAGUUAGUAGGUAUCCACUGAGAACAAAUUUUACGAUAGGGCCGGAUUAAAGAGGUCUAAAGGCUCUCGUAAAUAAUAAAUACUUAAAGUGAUAUUUUAACUCUCCGCUAUUGGUCGACAAUAUGUCUUUUUAGGCCAGCUGAAGGCCUAGCAUGCAACCAUUCUACGUAUCUCGUGAAAAGAAAUAGACAAAAUGUCAACCAAUAGCAGUGCGAAUAUCACUAUCUCUUUCAUUGCGUUAGGACUGGGACUACUCUGUAGCAAUUGGUCGACAUUUUGUCUAUUUCUAGACUUAAUGAUGUAGUCGUAUUCUUUGACAUUCCUGUAAUUUUAUUAUACACUAAUCACAAUAUUUGCGUGAUUGAGCUUCACUUGAAUGGGGAUGAUGACUAGGUUUGAAUAUAUUGAUUUUUAUGAGACAUUCGGGUUAAUGAGGUCAAUAUUAACUAAUCUAUACGUAAAAAACAAAGAUUAUCUGGAUAUAAAAAACAAAAAUAAUAGAAUUUCAAAAUCUAAUAAAAAUCUUUUAUCGUUAUUAAAUGAAAAUUCAUACAGUUUUAGCUUUCUUACAUUAAAAGUAACAUUUUUCAAUAUAUGAACUAUAGACAUAAACGCACAAAAAUAACAAAGAUAUUGUAAUUUUGUUUGAACGCCCAUACAAAUCGUUAUGAUCAACGACGUCAUUAAUUCGCACCAUUUUGUAUAGUACGUUUUUCAGGGAUCCGCGGUAGCGCCGCAAAUCUGACUCUUUAAAUCCCUGUAGCUCCGAAAGUAAUGAUCUCAGAUACCUAGUCACUUUUACAAAAUUGCUUUACUAUUAGCAUUCUCCUAAUUUAUAUACAAUUUAAAAAACUGUCAUCAUCCCUAUUGAGAUGAUUUGAUUUAGAAAAUACUUGUGACACUAUCUUGUAAGAUGAUUGAGGUAUGCUAACAAAAUUAUGUAAUAACCAAUUUUGGUGCUUUCAUCUGUGUGUUGAAAUCUUGAUGUUCCUGUAUAUUCAAAUCUUCUGGCAGUUUGACACUAAUAGUCUUAUAAUUUAAUGCGUAUUUAUUAACCUAUUUUUACAGAGUUGUGUUUAUGAAAUUGGAAUCUUUGCUUUUGUAGUCAACAACGAGGUGUUUUGAAACUAGUCGAUUUAUUUCCUUUUAUGAAUAUUCGGUUCAUAUUCCUGUUUAGUUAUUUUGUCAUUUACAAGUCAAUUUCGAUAGUCUCUGUAAGUUUUUACUCUGCGUUAUUAAUCUUUAAUAGGCUACUCGCCUGUUGUAUAAAACUAAGAAGAUUUUUUGCAUAGAGGCAGUUUAGAUGCCUAGAAACACUAAUCACAUUUUUAUUUGUGAAAAUAAUCUCGUAAUUGUAAUAUUUUUAUAAAACAAAAUUGUAUUUUUAUCACGUCACCGCAAACGCCAAUCGUAAACUGUAACGUCAUUCGCUACAGCAUCGGUUUGUGAUUGGCGCUAGCGGUGACGUGAUAUAAUCACAUCACUGCAAACGCCAAUCAUGCUGUUAUCUUUAUGAAUGACGUCACUUGCUAAUGUGUUGUAUUUCGGCGGCAAAAAUUUUACGUACAUAUUUUUUCAUUUAAAUAAAAUUUUUACUGGUUAUUAUUGACGGGACAAAAUAAAAUAUAGCUUAUAAUACUUCCAUAAUUCAGUUUAAACACUGUUUACAAAAGAGGCAAGUAGCCUAUUGUACGUAUUGUAAAUUCCCAUCUGAUGUCAAUGUAGACAACAUACAGCUUUAGUAUAUAUGCGGAAUCGCGCAAAGUUAAGCCUUUGGCCUUGACCGAAGCCACAGCCGAAGUAUCAGAGAGCAGCAUCAUAGUCUAAAAUAAUUCAUAAGAUCAAUCGUACUGAUUUAGGUAGUCCUCUUUUAUUUCUACAAUCCUAGUACUCGUAUAUCAUCAAUUAAUAAAAAUUGUACAUAGCAUUUAUUAGUAAAUAUUAGAUUAUUUAGUUUAGAGAUCUCAUUAUAAUAAAUGUAAUAAAUUAAUUGUGUAUUAAAUAAAAUAUUAAGUAAUAUUUAUAUGUAAUUGGUUUCUUUGAGGAUUUGUUGUAUGUAUUUAAUGUCAAUUUUGUGAAUUAUUCCUAUGGCUCUUCCUUUGUUCCUUUUACUAUAAUUUGUGAUAAAUCAAUACUGUCAAAAUUGACAAAAAUACCAGCACGUAAAUACGCGAUUUUGAUUUUUUACAUAAAGAAACAAAAUUACCCCUUUGCCCAUAGACAUAAUUUAAAGUUCAGAGACCGUGAACUAAAAAAUGACGCACCCUAAUGCUACCAGAUAGCGUAUAUACGUAAAAGCAGUCGCGCACACAGAUGCACAUAUGAAGACAGACUGCCAUUAAUUUCUUAAAUGUGGCUAUCACUUCACACUCAUAUAGAUAGUAGAUACCAAUUGAGCACCAUUAUCAAGGUGCUUCAGUUUUGACAGCUAAAUACCGUCUGCCUAUUAUGUCAGUCUAUGCUUUUGCCUAUUGUAUCUUUAAACUAAAAGCAGGAUAAAGUACCUACUUUAUUUUGAAAGAUAAUCUAAGUACUUGCUACUCUUUUCUACCAUUUGUUCAGUUUGAAAUUAUAAUCUAGAUAAUUAUAAAAAAAUACAUUGUUGAUUGAACGUAUAAAAUAACUACAAGAUCGAUUUGAUUUUAACUUUAUAUUUUUCCGUUCUAGUCCAUUGAAAUGUUACAUUUUUUAGGCCUUAGGCUGCGUUUUUUAGAGGACGCAAUUUUAUUUUUUUAAUGUGUACGGGGGGUCAGUGAAAAGCUAAAACCAAGUUUGUGGGGACCACAAUUGUCUCACGGCCGCCAUCUUGAAGAAAGGGUUUAUAAAACCUUAGCUAUUGAAUUAAUGAAAAAAUGUUUAUUUGGUUAUAACUUUUUUAUUUAUGAUUCUACGACAAAAAGUUACUGGAUCAAGUUGUAGAGAAUUUAAUUUCAAAUCAUCAUCAUCAUCAUCAACCAAAAAUGUCAACAUUUUUUUUUUAUAACAAACAAAUAGUUUAAGAGAUAUAACGUAAAAACCUUUUCAAUCCCCUUAUUUUCAAGAUGGCGGCCGUGGGACAAGGGUGGGCCCCACAAACUUGCUUUUAGCUUUCAACUGACUCCCCACCCUUCACAUCAAUAAAAUAAAAUUACGUCCUCUAAAAAAUGCAACCCCAAUUUGUAACUUCUCAAUGGACUAUUCCGAAUAAAAUGACGGAUGAUUUUGAAUCAUGAAAAAAAUUCAAUAUAGAAAUAUAAUUUAUUGAAUGAUAAAAUGUUAUUAAAUAGAUACGUUUUGUUAACAAAUUAUCUUUCUAAAUUGUGUAUGUAUUAAACAGGAUCUUAAAAUCCAUGCAAAUUCAGGUAUUUUGUAUGAAAUUGCCAUAGAUUUUGAUACUUAGGUAAUUAGAACAAUUUUAGAUAAUUUGAAAUUAGCCAAAUCUAAACAUAAGUUUGUUGUAAUACGUAGAUUGUAAAUAUUAUAAUGUAGUAAUAAAUCUAAUGUAUCUAUUUAUUUAAUCAAUCUAUAACUAGACGAUACCCAUGACUGUGUUUCAGUUAACACAAUAUUCUUCCAACAAUUUUCAUUUCAUUCGAUCUCAAUACUUCAACGCAUAAGAUGUUGCUCUAAUCUAAGCUUUAUGUACCUGUCAAAAUUACAUGAAAAUACGUUUAGUAUUUAAGAACCAUUAUGAAAAAUAUUUUAUUUGACGACCACACGUUACGCUUGUGCAAAGUUAGUCCGGGAUCCGGAGAACAUUUUGUACAACUGAUUAGUAACAAGCAAAUUUUUCGUGAGUAGCUUCAUCUCGGUGAGACGAUCAACUUUUUUAUUAACGAAAAUUCUUGAUUCUGUUUGCCAACUGAGUUACCGGGAAAUAAAAAUUUCAGAGCGUCGGAACGAGAUGACGUACCACGCAAUUUGUAGGAUAAUGUGGCUGUUAAAUUGUAUAACUAUUGAUUAAGCAACAGUAAAAAAAAGAGCUGGUUAGUAACAACUUUUAAUAACCUCAAUUAAACCCUUAUACAAGUUGGGAGGAGGAUAGAGUAACAAAAGUUGCUACUAAUCAGAUGUUUUUUUUACUGUUGAUUAAUAAAUAGCUAUACAACUGCCACAAUGUCCUACAAUUUUCGUGGUACAUUAUCUUGUUUCGACGUUCUGAAAUUUUUAUUUCCCGGUAACUCAGUUAGCUACCAGAAUCAAGAAUUUUCGUAAAUAAAAAAGUUGAUCGUCUCAUCGAGAUGAGGCUACUUAUGAAAAAUUAGCUUGUUAGUAAUUACAUGUUCUAGAGAUCCCUGACUAUGUAAUGAAAUGGAAUUUUGAAAUAAUAUAAUUCAAAUAUAGUUCUGGACAUUCAAAAAGACUAAAAAAAUUUAGGUCUUGUGUAAUUCUUCUUUAAAUAGUUCCCUUUAUAAUUUCUGUAAUAAUAUUCAACUGAUUUAUAAUAAUUAAACUUAAUGUAUGGAGAGAAGAUUUGUUGACGACCAGUCUCGUACAAAACCGCGUUGUAUGUAAAAAAGUUUUGUCAUUGUACUAUUGUAAAAAUUAGGAAAAAAUAAGUGGCAAAUUAUAUAAAUAAUGCUGUAAAAUUGUGUUUAAAAAAUUUUGGUCGCGCGUUUUUGGUACGAGAUCGGAAGUUAGUAAAAAUCAGUAAAAUAAUUUAGUAAAUAAUAUAAUGUGUACACUAUCAUAAUAUAAAUGUGGUUCAUUACGUGAUUCUAAAUUAGGUGAAAUUAGGUAAACGAUAAAAUAUUUUCUUUUCUCGUUUA